This is a messenger RNA of Panicum virgatum (switchgrass), 779 nucleotides long. RefSeq lists its product as uncharacterized. Bases 153 to 440 code for a protein of 95 amino acids. The transcript has 2 exons. NCBI's taxonomy places the organism in Eukaryota, Viridiplantae, Streptophyta, Magnoliopsida, Poales, Poaceae. The record is from RefSeq and is a predicted model, not a curated record.
CCGAACGGAAGCCUGCUGCCACGCGCUGCCUCCCUAGUCCCUCCCCUCCCUCUCACACAGAGAGACACCCACCGCGAGGCGGCUCCGCGGCGGCCAGGGAACUCGGAGGCCGCGGCAGCGCGGCCUUCUGGAGAGAGGUGCGGGCGGCGCCGAUGGCGGCGUGGUGGCGGAGGAAGGUGGUGCCCCGCGCGCGCCGCGCCUGGGCCGCCGUCGCCGCGCGGCUCCGCGCGCGCAAGCCCGGCAGCGGCGGCAUCCUGAAGCUCCACGAGGACGUGCAGACCUGCGGGUACAAGGACGUCCAGGUCAUGUUCGACAUGCUCACCUCGGAGCUCGAGGCAGCGGCUCAAGCCCAGAAGCCGCCGCCGUCUCCGCCGCCGAAACGGGCGCCGCCGCCUGUGUGGCCCGGCCGGUCCUCGUCGACGCUCGCCGCCGCGCAGUAGGGCCUGGCAAGCGAAAGUGAAUCCGUCGGCGGUCGAGUACUAGCAGCCUAUUACAGUCUCUUUCAAUACCAGGCGUCCUCCCCCCGCCCUUCUUCCUGCAAAAAGAGCGAAAAGUUGCAGCAAGGACAAAGCUUGAGGCUCCCAAACGUCGUGUUUUGAGGUGUGUAGAUAGAGGGUGAUAUGAACCGGUGCUGGACAUUUUUUUUCGCCAGUUGGGAGGAAGAGGGAGCAAGAGGGGUUACUUUUCAAUUCUGUGGUGUAUUUUGGUUUCGUUUCAACAUGCUGCUCUCUGGUUUACAGCUUCAGAUGAUGUUUUCUUCAGUUACAGGGUCAACUGAA